Rhodotorula toruloides NP11 is the source of this 255-nucleotide messenger RNA. RefSeq lists its product as uncharacterized. The transcript is spliced from 4 exons. The record is from RefSeq and is a predicted model, not a curated record. Lineage: Eukaryota; Fungi; Basidiomycota; Microbotryomycetes; Sporidiobolales; Sporidiobolaceae. The coding region runs from base 1 to 255 and encodes 84 amino acids.
AUGCCCAAGGACAACUACGGUCAGUCGUACGACAUCUCGUCGUCCGGCACUAACGACCAGGGCAACCACUACUGCUCGCGCUACUACAGCUCGGACGCCUCGAACUCGAACUCGUACCACUGCGAGUUCAACUCGGACGGCUCGUACUACUACUCGAACUCGGACGGGUCGACCUACUACAACAGUGGCGACGGGUACUCGAACUACACCUCGCCGAGCGGCCAGAGCUACCAGAGCAGCGGCAACCAGAAGUAA